AUGGCCGCGCCCACGUCGCGCCCGCUGCCCGCCGGGGUGGUGUUCUCGCCCCGCGGGGUCGGCGUCCUCCCGGGCCUGGAUUUCGCCCCGGCGUCUCUCCGCGUCUCCGCGUACCACCGGCGCGCCGCUCGCCUAGAGGUGAAGGCGUCUGGAAACGUGUUCGGAAACUACUUCCAGGUUGCAACCUAUGGCGAGUCUCAUGGAGGUGGUGUUGGUUGUGUUAUCAGUGGCUGCCCACCUCGAAUUCCGCUCACCGAGGGAGACAUGCAAGUCGAACUCGAUCGAAGACGGCCAGGUCAGAGCAUAAUAACAUCCACGAGAAAGGAGACUGAUACAUGCAAAAUUCUUUCAGGGAUUUCUUCAGGGAUGACCACUGGUACGCCAAUUCAUGUAAUUGUCCCCAAUACAGAUCAAGUAGGCGGUGAUAACAAUGAAAUAGCUAAGAUGUACCGGCCUUCCCAUGCAGACGCAACUUACGACUUCAAAUACGGUGUUAGAUCCGUGCAGGGAGGUGGAAGGUCAUCAGGCAGAGAGACCAUUGGAAGGGUAGCUGCAGGCGCUCUUGCAAAGAAAAUUCUUAAGCUCAAAUGUGGAGUAGAGAUCUUGGCUUUUGUUUUCAAAGUACAUCAAGUUGUGCUUCCAGAAGACGCAGUUGAUUAUGAAACUGUAACUUUGGAAAAGAUCGAGAGCAACAUUGUUAGAUGUCCUGAUCCACAAUAUGCAGAUAAGAUUAUAGCUGCAGUUGACAAAGUACGAGUUCGAGGGGAUUCCGUUGGCGGGGUGGUCACAUGCAUUGCAAGAAAUGUUCCUCGUGGGCUUGGUUGUCCUGUAUUUGGCAAACUCGAAGCUGAACUUUCAGGUGCUAUGCUUUCUAUUCCUGCAAGCAAUGGGUUUGAGAUUGGCAGUGGAUUUGCCGUUACUGACUUCACUGGAAGUGAGCAUAACGAUGAGUUCUAUAUGGAUAAAGCUGGGAAUGUGAGAACACGAACUAAUCGCUCAGGUGGUAUACAGGGAGGGAUAUCGAAUGGUGAAAUCAUACACUUCAAAGUAUCUUUCAAGCCAACACCAUCCAUCGGGAUGAAGCAAAACACCGUGUCAAGGGAGCAUCAGAACGUUGAGUUUUUAGCGAGGGGUCUCCAUGACCCAUGCGUUGCCCCACGAGCUGUUCCUGUGGUGGAAUCCAUGGCCGCGUUGGUCCUCAUGGACCAGCUGAUGGCGCACAUCGCUCAGUGCGAGAUGUUCCCACUGAACAUUGCCCUGCAAGAACCGGUUGGAGUGAAGUACACCAGAACACCUGAGCUGGCAGCAAUUUUACCAUGA
Molecule: messenger RNA, 1320 nt
Organism: Panicum virgatum (switchgrass)
Lineage: Eukaryota; Viridiplantae; Streptophyta; Magnoliopsida; Poales; Poaceae
Product: chorismate synthase 2, chloroplastic-like
Exons: 13
Coding region: 1-1320 (439 amino acids)
Biological process (GO): chorismate biosynthetic process; aromatic amino acid biosynthetic process
Cellular component (GO): cytosol
Molecular function (GO): FMN binding; chorismate synthase activity
Source: RefSeq, a predicted model, not a curated record